Molecule: messenger RNA, 5624 nt
Organism: Girardinichthys multiradiatus
Lineage: Eukaryota; Metazoa; Chordata; Actinopteri; Cyprinodontiformes; Goodeidae
Gene: ppef1
Product: protein phosphatase, EF-hand calcium binding domain 1
Exons: 18
Coding region: 719-2974 (751 amino acids)
Biological process (GO): detection of stimulus involved in sensory perception
Cellular component (GO): nucleus; cytosol
Molecular function (GO): protein serine/threonine phosphatase activity; protein binding; calcium ion binding
Source: RefSeq, a predicted model, not a curated record
CUUGCAGUACGGAGCAGCAUGUGGAGGUGCUGUGGUUAAUGUUGGAAACCACCUGCUACUGCCUCCGCUUCAUCUUCCAGCUCGGAUCUCUGGGCAUGCAUUCUGCACCUCCUUUUGCGUCCACAGCUUCUCUGGGAAUGCUCCGAUCUCCUUCCCACAUCUGAAUAUUCAACUAUCUAACCUAUCCAUCGAAGAGGACGCGGAGCUGGACCUUUACAGACUUGGACGCACAUUUUUACGCAUGAAAUAAUGCGAUCACUUCUUCCCAAAGGAUCGUGCGGAUUUAAGCUCCGGGUAGGAUUCAACGAACUGCACAGCUGAAAGCGACACAAGUCUGUUUAUGAAACCAUAAUAGUAGAUAAUGUAAUGCGACUUUUUUCCGUAGCUAGAUCUUUUUUUCUGCGCAAUUCACCGAAGCGUGCAAAACAUAUUGGCAGCCAUUUACAAGCUUAAUUCUGGUCGCAAGUCAGGGGUGUUAUUAAGAUCUUGAAAGACAGGGGCUUCAGCCCAGGCAGAAAAGGGUAAACAUUUUUAAACAUUUAAUUAUUAUAAUGCCCGAGCCAGCAUUUUCUUAGGCUGUCUUUUAUCAUGUAAGACAAAAGUGUAGGGAAAGUUUAGGUUAACAUGGUCAUCAGUUAGAUGCUGCCAUCCAAAGUAAGCCCCCCCAUGCUUGGAGAAGAGUGAAUAAUGUGACCCCUGGACCUCCCUGCUGACCAUCAUGGGAUGUGGCACCUCUGUUGCCACUGAAACACAAGUAAAGAAACUGGAAACGGAAGAAGCUCUUAAAAGUCCCAGCCCGGCUCUGACGUUGAAGGCAGCUGUAUUAAUUCAGCGAUGGUACCGGCACUACAUGGCCCGACUGGAGAUGAGACGGAGGUACACCUGGAACAUCUUUCAGUCCAUCGAAUACGCUGGGGAACAGGACCAGCUACAGCUGUCCAGUUUUUUUACUUACAUGCUGGACAACGUCACUCAGCUUAAUGGAAACGGACCUGACUUGAUCUCCCAGCUGCUGGACCCUGUCAUCGACCCCUGGCUAGACAGAGAGACCUGCUACAAAAUGAUCUCCAUCCCAGAGUCUUACACUGGACCUCGUAUUUCGUUUCCUCUUUCUGUCUCUGAUACAAACACACUUCUCAGUGCAUUUAAAGAGCAGCAGAUUCUACAUGCCAGGUAUGUCCUGCAGCUGCUGUACGAGACCAAAAAGCUCCUCAAACAGAUGCCAAAUAUUGUCCAUUUGUCAACAUCCUACACCAAGGAGAUCACCGUAUGUGGCGACCUGCAUGGCCGGCUGGAUGACUUACUACUGAUAUUCUAUAAGAAUGGACUACCUUCUGCUGAGACACCCUACGUCUUCAAUGGAGACUUUGUGGAUCGUGGGAAAAAGUCAGUAGAAGUGGUUAUCCUCCUGUUUGCCUACCUUCUGCUUUACCCUGACCACAUGCACCUGAACCGAGGAAACCACGAGGAUCACAUAAUGAACCUUAGAUAUGGAUUCACAAAAGAAGUUAUGCAGAAGUAUAAGACCCAUGGCCGUGAGAUCCUCCAGCUGUUUAAAGACGUUUUCAGCCUUUUGCCCAUCGCGACAGUCAUUGAUGCAAAGAUCCUUAUUGUGCACGGAGGAAUUUCAGACCAGACUGACCUGGAACUGCUCAGUUCUAUAGAGAGACACAAGGUGAAAUCUGCCUUGAGGUUUCCCAGACGCAGUUUGGAACAACUCGACAUUGGUCAGUCCCACCGACUGGGCAAAAGAAUGAGAUCGACAGACAGCUCUCAUCCCAGAAGCAGCCACAGCUACAAUGAGAACCACAGAACCCCAAGUCUGAGGAAGAGGAGAUGCAGGCUCAGCCGACAAAACAGCGGAGACUCCACUUCUUCAUCCUCGUCCUCAUCAUCCUCCUGUUCUUCGCUCUGCUCUCCUCGAACUCCAUCCUGCAUCUCACCUCAAACGUACCCAUCUUCUCCCAGCACACCCUACAAUGUCCUCCAGGUGCCUUUCCUGGAUUCCUUGUCGUUUGUUCCACUUCCAUCACCUCCACAACAGGAACGGGAAUGGAAACAAAUUGUGGAUAUAUUGUGGAGUGACCCUAGAACCCAAGAAGGCUGCAGCCCUAACACUUUCAGAGGUGGAGGUUGCUACUUCGGCCCUGACAUUUCUCAGAGGUUGCUGCACCAGCAUGGACUGCAGCUGCUCAUCCGCUCUCAUGAGUGCAAGCAGGAGGGAUAUGAGCUUUGUCAUGACGGACACGUGAUCACCAUCUUCUCCGCUUCAAAUUACUAUGAGGAGGGAAGCAACCGUGGUGCUUACAUCAAACUGGGCAAGGAACUGGUUCCUCGUUUCUACCAGUACCAAGUCAGCCGCACAACCCGCAGGCUUACGCUGACUCAGAGAGUACGUGCAGCAGAAGGCUCCGCUCUCAGGUCUCUAAAAGAGAAACUGUUCGCCCAUCGAUCUGAGCUGAUGACAAGCUUCCAACAGUACGACCCAAAAGAAACUGGUUGUGUUUCAGUCGGUGAAUGGGCCAAGGUACUGGAGUCUGUACUGAGACUAGACUUACCCUGGCGGACACUUCGCCCACACUUAGUCCAUCUGGCACCAGAUGGCAGUGUUGAGUAUCAGUCCUGCUUUGAGGAUUUGGGACCAGGAGCUGCUCUGCCUCAGGUUUCUCCCAAUUUGGCCGAAACUUUGUUCAGAUACAGGACCGACAUCGAGAUAAUUUUCAACAUCAUAGACAAAGAUCAUUCAGGUCUGAUCUCCAUCGAGGAGUUUCGCCACACCUGGCGGCUUUUCAGCGCUCACCUGGGGGUGGCUAUUGACGACGGAGCCAUUGAUGAGCUGGCCCGCAGUAUUGACUUCAACAAGGACGGCAGCAUAGACUUCACAGAGUUCUUAGAGGCCUUCAGAGUGGUGCACAAACUGGACAUUAAAGAACAUCAACUCAGUGAAAAGAUGGCUAAAAAGAAGUAUACAUGAAAAUAGCUCUAUUUGAAAGUAGGUAAGAGAAAAGGUGUGAAGAGAUGCAUUACAUUUCAUCUACCUAUGAUUGGCAAUUAUGUACAGUUUCUCAGAAGUUACUUGAUUCUUUUGAUUGCUGGCACCAACUCUUAUUGAGUGGUUUUGCAAUAAAAUUUGGCUGCCUCUUUAUUAACACAUUAAAAAAAACAUAGAAUGCCUUUUGAAAUGAAAUAGAUGCAAAUAAAUCAUUUUUUUUAUACCCAGAAUAGUUGAAUAUUAUUAAAUUAUUUGUGAGGCAUAUAAAAAAAAAAAACUUGUACCUGAAAAAUGUCACUUGUGAUCAUUUUAUUCAGGACUUUUUCUUGUGGUCUAAAUACACUUUUCCUAGUGUAGCUUCACCAGUUUGUUCAGUAUUUAUCUGAAUAAUGUACAAAUGUAUUCAAACGUUUCUGAUUUUUGUUUUUUUGACUAUUACAGUGUCCACAGUUUUCAUUGCUUAACUGUAAACAGAUGUAUUUAUGUAUUAUUUAUAUGUAUUAUUAUAUGUAUAUAUUGCCAAAAUCAUUUUAACUUCUUUGGAGAAACAAAGGUCGAACAACUCAUAGAUCCUUGGGGAAAAAAACAGUCGUACACAAUUUUAAGUGCAACACAAGCAUAUUGUUUAGGCUUGUAGUUCAAUUUUAUCGAUUCCUUAACUCUUCACAUCCUGAACAAGCUUAAUGUAUAUGUCAGAUUUUCCAUUUAUUGGACUGUAAUCAUUAGCACGUGUAAAUCUAAAGCUACGGUAUUUUUACUUAAUGAGAUAAUUAGUUUAACAGCUCAAUAUUCUGGCUUUAUGAAAUUUUUAUUUUGGCCUUUUAAUUAAUGAUUCAUUUUACACAUUUGUUCCACUUGCUUUUUGUGGCUAUCAAGAGACUUUUUAUUAAACUUGUUUUCAAAAUUCUACAUACCCCUGUUGAGAUUCGAGGUUUUUGAAACUUAAAAAUGAGACCAUGAUAAACGAUUUCCAAAGUUUGUCCACUUUUAAUGUGAUGCAAGUUCCCCACAAUUCCACUGAAAAAAAAAAACAAGUCCAUUAGCAGACAUAACCUGGGGUCAAAAGUUUGAACACACUUUAAUACUUUACUAAAUCACCUUCCAGCUUAAUUGCGUUGCUUAACAAGAAUAGGUCACCCUUUCACAUCCUGAUUAGGUUUCUGCACACCUGGCCUGAUACAAGCUCUAGCAGAUUGUAAAUUGACUAAAUUCAUAAAGUACAUUUCUAGUCACUUUGACCACUCAAAGCCCUUUACGCUAAAGCCACAUUCACCCAGUCGCAGACACCAAAGCACAAAUAUCUAUACACCAAUAGUGCCUUGCUCAGUGGCACAUCAACAUGUGACAGGGGAUGAAGCUGAAACUAAACCAGUGACUUUCGGAUUGAAGAACAACUACUUUUCCCACCGAGCCACAGUCGCAGACACCUCUUGUCCCGUGACCUUUAGAUGAUCUAACAGAAAUCUGUUAGACUUGGCUCUGGACUCUGGUUAGGUCAUUCAACAAUCAUAGUUUUCUUCUGGUGAAAAAUUAUUCUGUUGAUUUGGACAGAAGCUUAGUCUCACUGCAAUACUGAAAGGAAGAAGCCCCUCUUCAUCUUCAGCUUUCUAGCAGACACCUUGAUAGUUUGGGUCAAAGCUGACUGGAAUUUGAAAGUGUUCACAAUUUCACCCACCUUAACCAAAACCAAAUGAACAGAGUAACCUCAGAAUAUAAUGCUUCUACAAGGUUUUGGGAGAUUUUACCCAGACCUGGAUGUUUUAGAGCCUUGUGUCUUGCAGAGUUACUUCUUAGUACAGAAAUAUGGAGAAAAUGUCAGUCUGUCACAUGUGCGACGCAACCAGUACUCGACAUAAAUUGCUGACACCUUUCAGUGUUCCCCUGACAAUUAAAAUAGUUUGAAAAUUUUUUAAAGAGGAGCUCUGCGCACUCAGGAGAAAUGAUCCAAAGAAGGAAAUGUCAGAAAGGUCCCAAGAAGGACAGCUGAAGUUCAUUACAGGUUCAUCACACUCGCUAUAAUAUCAGGUGUGAACUCGAGAAGAUUGAAUACUAAAAUUGAAUCAAAAUUAGCUUUAACAAAGUAUUAGAUCAAAAAUGUGCACACUCGAAAAAUUAUGUUAUUGCACCUUUUUAUGUUUUAAAUUUUACCCUUUACCAGUUUUAACAUUUUUCAGUUGAAGUGUACAGGAUAUGCAUUACAUUCAACUUGAAAAAACUUUUUAAAUUUUUAAUAACAAUUUCAUUUUUAAUAAUUUAUAACCCUGGAAUUCUAACAGCGGUGUGUAGCCUCCUGCAGCUGUUGAUUUGAGAUGAAGUUCAAACAUUUGUAGGUAGUCCUCCUGCAAUGCAUUGGCUGGGAAACAGUCGCACAUCAUGAUGCUACCACCACCAUGCUUUAUUGCUGGCACAGUGUUCUUUCAGUGUGAAAAUCCUCCAAACGGCUGUAAAUUUCAGUUCAGACAGAAGGUGUUGAUUUAAAAGUUAUUUUAAUGUUUGCUGUUAGUGUGCAACAUCUGUAUUUAAAAAAAAAAAAAAAUCAGCAAAAAGAUGAAGCCUACAAAUCCAGAAGUAUUGUUUCAGCUCAAAUUACAUUUCCCACAAAUGAAUAAAAUUGCUGUCUGUAAACCCACCA